Poecile atricapillus (Black-capped chickadee) is the source of this 811-nucleotide messenger RNA. RefSeq names its product Ras like without CAAX 2 (gene RIT2). Gene Ontology annotation, cellular component: plasma membrane. Gene Ontology annotation, molecular function: calmodulin binding; GTP binding; GDP binding. The transcript has 5 exons. NCBI's taxonomy places the organism in Eukaryota, Metazoa, Chordata, Aves, Passeriformes, Paridae. Gene Ontology annotation, biological process: positive regulation of neuron projection development; Ras protein signal transduction. Bases 158 to 811 code for a protein of 217 amino acids. The record is from RefSeq and is a predicted model, not a curated record.
GUGUGAGGCUGAUAAAUCAUAGCUCUUGCAUUAUACCUUCCCUUUCUGCCUCUUUUUUUUUCCCCCUAACACAGCUUUUAUAGUUGUUUAAGAUCAGAGAAAACACCUGCCAGUUGCUUUUUCUUCUGUUUCGGUCCUUUCUGCUGCUUCGUGCAAGAUGGAGCUAGAAAAUGCAAUGAUCAGCUCCUCGAGCAGUUCCUCAGCAGGCUCCAGAGAGUACAAGGUGGUGAUGCUGGGAGCAGGGGGAGUUGGCAAAAGCGCAAUGACCAUGCAGUUCAUUAGUCAUCGGUUCCCUGACUACCAUGACCCAACCAUAGAGGAUGCCUAUAAAACUCAAGUCCGAAUUGAUGAUGAACCAGCCUAUUUGGACAUUCUAGACACUGCUGGACAGGCAGAAUUCACAGCCAUGAGGGACCAGUACAUGCGAGGUGGAGAAGGCUUCAUUAUCUGCUACUCCAUCACGGACCGCCAAUCCUUUCAAGAAGCAGCUGAGUUUAAGGAACUCAUUUAUCGUGUCCGGCACACCUAUGACAUCCCCGUGGUGCUGGUGGGAAACAAAAUAGACCUUGAGGAGUUCAGACAGGUCUCAACUGAAGAAGGAAUGAGCUUAGCCAGAGAAUAUUCCUGCUCCUUUUUUGAGACUUCAGCUGCCCUCCGUUUCUACAUUGAUGAUGUCUUUCAUGGACUAGUGAGGGAAAUUCGAAGGAAAGAGUCCUCACUGUCCAUGAUAGAGAAGAAGAUGAAGAGGAGGGAUAGUCUGUGGCGGAAACUGAAGGGAUCCCUGAAGAAAAAAAAGGAAAGCACAACCUGA